This is a messenger RNA of Williopsis jadinii, 2250 nucleotides long. RefSeq names its product ferric reductase family protein. The record is from RefSeq and is a predicted model, not a curated record. Lineage: Eukaryota; Fungi; Ascomycota; Saccharomycetes; Phaffomycetales; Wickerhamomycetaceae. Gene Ontology annotation, cellular component: plasma membrane. The transcript has a single exon. Bases 131 to 2194 code for a protein of 687 amino acids.
AGAGUGUUGAUUAUCGGCGUUUUACCCUUGAAUCACUGAAGAUAUCUGCUCGUCGUUACUGGGAAUCAUAAUACAGUUUUUGACCCCCUUUCACAUAAAUUCAGGUGAAGAGUCUUGCUGAUCCCUUCCCAUGUCCAAUCACAAGUUGGCAGACCCAUCCUAUAACAAACAGGAAGUAUCACAAAUGUGGGAGACAAUAUUAUCAUGUCUUCCACACUGGUUUGAUAACAUCACAAAAGAUGAGAAGAAGAUGAGAAAAAAGGUCACACAGCGAUAUGCGAACAUGACCCUUGUGGGAUCGAUAUUGUUGAUACUGUUGAUACCUGUGUGGCGCCGACUUGCACAAAGGCUUCACCUAAGGAUGGAAAUUAAAACCAACAUUAUUUGUAUCAUCACCUUGUGGACCGCCAUUACUGUUGGCGCUACAACUCUACAGUCUCAGAAUGAUCUCCUGGUAAUCGCAAAGAGAUUGGGUAGGAUUCCUGUGGCCCUUAUGCCAGCACUUCUUUUGUUAACAUCAAGGCCUUCACCUUUACCAACAGUGCUGUACCUUACGCUAUUGCCAAUUCAUAAGUGGCUCUCACGUAUUGUUGUUAUCCAAGGUCUCUUACACACAAUUCUGUACCUUUUUUACUUCAAUCAUAAGGGGACCAUGUCGAAAGUCCUCAAAUUGGAGAAUAUCUAUGGGAUUAUCGCUAUGGUUGCAUUUAUAUUGAUUGCCAUCACAAGUCUUCCAAGAAUACGAAGAAUCGCUUUCAAAGUUUUUUAUUUUACUCACUAUUUAAUGACAUGGGUCUCAGUUCUCGCAUUAUACUUUCAUGCACGUCCUGGGAUCCCAGUGUUCACUUCUAUCAAUAUCUUGAUAUUAGUUUCACAAAUCGCAUAUCGUGUGCACUACACGACACUGACAAAACUCACGGUUACACCAAUGUCUCCAACUUUAGCACUUGUUGAGUUUCCCAUCAAUUCUAUUGCAAGAAGUAUGGAACUGCCGGUAGGUCAUGUUCGCAUAAACAAUAAGCAUAGAGGUCUCAAGGCACUUUGGUAUCAUUUGGUGCCAUUUCAACAUCCAUUUACAGUUUCAAGUUUACCCACGGAUGAAACCGUCAAGCUCAUUGUUCGUCGUGGAACGUUUCCAUUGAUCUCUAACCAUCAUUAUUAUAUCACAGGAGCUUUUGAACCAGAGCUUGCAUUCAUUCAUUCAAAAGCUAAAAAGAAUAAAAGUGUUCGCCAGCCUCUACUUGGGGGACAAUUCGGGGGCCCGAUGGACUAUAAUAUCACAGCAGAGCGUGUGUUGAUCAUCGUUGGUGGAUCUGGAAUUUCCUUUGGAUUACCAUUAUACCGUUUAUUAAACUAUAACGGUAUUUCUGUGAGGUUGAUCUGGGUUUGUAAAGAUAUAAGGGACCUCAACAUAUUGAACUGGUUUCGUGGUAUACAAGGUAUCGAGUGUUACAUUACUGGUGAAAAUGAUAUAGAAGUUGACUACUAUGAUGAUCAGAAGCAUGGCUUAGAUGCACCAACUAUCGAGUAUUAUGGCUCACUCGAUGACGAUGCAAGUGAAAUAGACUUCACCACUUUGGGCCGUGAGUACAAGGAAGCACAUAAUAUAGGACCAUCAUCGCCGCUAUCGUUAUCAUCGCCACAUACGGUCUUGACACCUAUGCCGUCGCUAUCACCUUUGAAGCGUGUACCAAAGUACGACUCUGCACCAGUUAAAAAGGUUCCUUCGUUCAAACGUCUUGCCCAGGCCAAAUCCGUCCCUGUUUUACACCCUGAUAGACUGUUAGAUAAGCCAUCUACAAAAUCGCUCAAUUUCCAUGAGAACAUCCACAUUGCAACUUCAGGUCAGUGUUCCUUCACCACAACUCCGCCACACUUAGCCCAUCUACCAAGAAGUGAGCUUCCAGAGUUCGAGAAGUUAAAACUACCUGCGUCCGUGAGAGUAUUUUCCGGCAGACCGAACUUGGGAGCAGAAGACUACGACUGGUGUACUCAAACAUCAUGUAUUGGUCCUCGUAUCGAGCAUGGAAAAAGCGUCUGCUGUCGUGAUGUCCAAGAUGAUGGCGCACACAAAAGAGUCAACAAAGAAAACGUAUGGGUUAUAGGCGCAGGACCACAAGGCCUUGUUGAUGAAGCCGGUGAUUGGGCAAAGGAAGGUGGCUUGAGAUGGCAUGGCGAAUCCUUUUCUGUAUAGUGAUGUUUAUUUUAGCAUUUCGUAAUCAAUUUGAAUGACCUAUUUAUGACUGCAAC